Molecule: messenger RNA, 3944 nt
Organism: Momordica charantia (bitter melon)
Lineage: Eukaryota; Viridiplantae; Streptophyta; Magnoliopsida; Cucurbitales; Cucurbitaceae
Product: T-complex protein 11
Biological process (GO): signal transduction
Source: RefSeq, a predicted model, not a curated record
ACCAACGCCUUUCCCAUUCCCAUUCCCCUUCUCCAUCUUCUCCAUCUUCUCCAUUACGUUUCCUUCUCCAUUUCUUCAUCACACUCUUGAUUCUUCCUCUGUUUCCACAUAGUUCUGCACGAUUCUGAUCGUAAUCUGUUUCUGAUCGUCGCCGUCGCCGCCGUCGCUGUACCGAUUCUUUCGAUUCUUCUUCUUCUCAUUCAUGGAAGCUGGAGUGGAUACGCCGGAAACGGGAGCCAGGGGCGUUCCGGUGGACUUCUCGGCCGACGACGCUCUAUUAUCUUCUUCUCCUCCGAGAAUUCCCAAGAGACUUCGUCAGAGACUUCUCGUGGAGUGUAAGUCUCCCAGUACUGUGGAGGAAAUCCAGGCCAAGCUUCGUGAUGCUGAUCUUCGUCGACAGCAACAUUAUGAGAAGUUGUCCAGCAAGGCUCGACCGAAGCUGAAAAGUCCAUCACAUUCUUCUUCUCAGGAGGAAGACCUUGGUCAGCGGCUUGAAGCUAAACUCCUGGCUGCCGAGCAGAAGAGGUUGAGCAUAUUGGCUAAUGCUCAAAAGCGUCUUGCUAUGUUGGACGAGUUACGACAAGUCGCUAAAACUAUUGUGGAGAGACGUAAAGAGAAAGAGCGUGAGGAACUUGGCAAAGAAGUUGCAACUCGGGCACAGCAAGCAGAGGCCAACAGAAUGCUUAUCCUAAAGGCUUACAGGCAACGAAGGGCCACAUUGAUGGAAAGGUCAUCUAUGUCAUUGGUAAGAAAGAUGGCUUGGGAAAACAAGUACAAGGAACAUGUGCGUGCUGCAAUUUCUCAGAAGCGUGCAGCUGCUGAGAAGAAACGACUGGGUUUGUUGGAAGCAGAGAUGAAGAGGGCACGUGCUCGGGUGUUGGAGGCUCGGCGCGUGGCUAUGUCUGUAUCUCAACAACGUGAGCUUGAGAGGAUGAAAAUGAGGGAUAAGUUGGAAGAUCGAAUGCAAAGGGCAAAGAGAAAGAGAGCAGAAUACUUGAGGAAGAGAGGAAGGCCAAACAUAGCUAGUCGAGUGAAUAGAAUUAGGAUGCGCAAGCAGGCUGACAUCCUAUCCCGAAAACUAGCAAGGUGCUGGAGGAGAUUUCAAAAAUUGAGGAGGACAACUUUAACAUUGACUGAAGCAUACAAGUCCUUGAAAAUUAAUGGAAGAUCUGUCAAGUCAAUGCCUUUCGAGCAGUUCGCUGUUCUGAUUGAAUCAAGUUCUACUCUCCAAACUGUUAAAGCUUUACUUGAUCGGCUUGAAAGCCGCUUGAAAGUUGCUAGGGUUGUUGCUGCUACAAAUUAUCCAUCUAAUUUUGAAAAUAUCGACCACCUUCUUAAGCGAGUUGCUUCUCCUAAAAGGAGGUCUACUCCAAGUUCUUCGGCAAGGAGCAGAAAUGCAAGCAAAGUAUGUUUUGUUAGGGAGGGAGCUAGAAGUGCUGCUAAACCAUCCAGAUAUUCAGUUAGAGUGGUCCUUUGUGCUUAUAUGAUACUGGGUCAUCCUGAUGCCGUUCUUAGUGGUCAGGGAGAACGUGAGAUUGCUCUGGCCAAGACCGCUAAAGAAUUUGUUAACGAGUUUGAACUACUGAUAAAGAUUAUUUUGGAAGGGCCUAUCCAGAGUUCAGAUGAUGAAUCAGAAUCUUCAUCACCAAAACAAUGGACCUUCAGAUCUCAGCUUGCUGCAUUUGAUAAAGCAUGGUGCUCCUACCUGAAUUGUUUUGUGGCGUGGAAGGUGAAGGAUGCACGGGCGUUGGAAGAGGAUUUGGUGAGAGCUGCUUGUCAUCUUGAACUUUCUAUGCUUCAAACUUGCAAGUUGUCAGCUGGGGGAGAUAAUGCUCUUACACAUGAUAUGAAGGCCAUCCAAAAGCAGGUCAGUGAUGAUCAAAUACUUUUAAGAGAAAAGGUUCAGAACCUUAGCGGAGAUGCUGGGAUUGAGCGUAUGGAGAGUGCUUUAUCUGAAACACGAUCUAAGUACUUUGAGUCUAAAGAAAACGGAAGCGCUCUGAGUUCACCAGUUACACAGUUUAUAUCUUCAUCUCUGCCCAACUCAGAUGUCCCUUCUGUUUCCAGAUCAGAUAUCAGGAGCAGUGAGGACAAACAUGGCGAGAGGCCAUCUCGUGUAGUUCGCUCUUUAUUCAGGGAAGAUUCAUUGGUGGCCAAACCAAAUGAUUUAUCUGAAUCUAGAAGAAGCAUUCCAGAUGGUCAGCUAGGCCCUGUUGGAGACUUGGCCACUGAGAAUGAAUUUUUAGUAAAUGAGUUUCUCCACCAGCAACAUCAUCAUCCCUUUUCUGACAGCUCAGACAUGACCAAAGAAGACCCGAACAGUAUUAAGGUAAAGAUAAGAGAAACAAUGCAGAAGGCUUUUUGGGAUGGCAUCAUGGAAUCUUUGAAACAAGAAGAGCCCAACUAUGAUAGGGUGAUUCAGCUUGUGAGGGAGGUCCAGGAUGAACUUUGCAAUAUGGCUCCAGACAGCUGGAAACAGCAGAUAACUGAAGCCUUUGACAUAGACUUUCUUUCCCAGAUACUCGAGUCAGGGAACCUGGAUAUGGACUACCUUGGGAGGAUUUUGGAGUUUACAUUAGUCACAUUGCAGAAGCUCUCCUCUCCAUCUAAAGAGAGCAAGCUGAAGGCUAGUUACGAGAGUUUAUUUGGAGAGUUAACUGAGAUAUGUUGUACCGAAGAUAAGUCGAGCAAUCCAUGUGUGAUCGCCUUGAUUAAGGGUCUGCAAUUUGUCCUUGAGCAGAUUCAGGUGCUUAAACAAGACAUAAGCAAAGCUCGUAUAGAAAUUAUGAAGCCUAUUUUAACCGGACCCCAUGGUUUUGAUUAUCUUAGAAAAGCUUUUGGCAACCGAUAUGGGAUCCCAUCUGAUGCCCACACCAAUCUGCCGAAAACAUUGCAGUGGCUUUCAUCUGUGUGGCAUGGCAGAAACCAGGAGUGGGAAGAACACAGGAACAUUUUAUCGUCGUGGUCUGUAGUUUCCGAGGGAACAUCACAGGGAUGUCUUCCAUUGACCUCUCUAAGAACCGGUGGAAGUAUUGUCCCCCUGACGAAUGCAAACCAACAGACUUCUACUGCCAGUGAAACUUCAGGUAAUGAACAACCAGAAUGCAGUGGAGGAGAACUGGAUGUAGCUAUCAGGCUCGGACUUCUGAAGUUGGUGACCGGUGCGUCUGGUGUAACGCAAGAAGUAUUACCAGAAACGUUUAGUCUUAAUCUUCACCGGAUAAGGGCCGUUCAGUCUGAAGUUCAGAAACUAAUCGUAACGACAACCAGCAUACUUGUUUGCCGGCAGAUCCUCCUGGGCCAGGGCAGUUCAACACUGACCACUACAGACAUAGAAACCGCAGUCUCGAAUUGUGCUCAACAGAUUUCGAACAUGCUAGACCGAGACAAGGAUGCUGGAAGUGAAGAAAUCACCGAAGUGAUAGUUAAGUUCACAGGCGGAGAUGGCGAUGCGGAGGUCGUUGAAUCAAGGAGGGUAGUUAUCAGUAGGAUGAUAAGAAAAUGCUUGCAGGCAGGGGACGCCGUGAUUGAAAAGGUGUCUCGUGCCGUCUACAAGGGAGCGAGAGGAGUCGUUCUUGGUGGAAGCGGACGGAGUGGAAGAAGACUAGCAGAAAUGGCUCUCCGGCAGGUCGGAGGGGCGGUGCUAACAGAAAGGAUGGUGAAAGCUGCCGAAGUUUUAGUAGGGGCAGCCACUGUAUCAGUUAACGUUCAUGAAGCGUGGUACGUUGAUUUGGUGAAUAUGAUUGAUUCUGAAAUAUGAAGAAGUUGAAUUUGAUGAUGAUAGUAAUAAUAAUGUAAAGAAGAAACCACAGUUGUGUAUAUAAUUAGUUUAAAUUGUAGAAGUAAAGAUUCCUGGGGUGUAAUUGAAUGUGUAAAUGUGACGUGGAGUUAAAAUAAUUAAAUUGUAUAUAUUUAGUUUUUUAAUUCGGACUUCUUCUUCUGUU